ACCGAAGAAGCAUCCGAGAUAAGAAGAGGAGCCCUUCCGCACAGCAGUCCAAGGUAAUGCUUGGGAAAAUGCUUUCCUUUCAGAGAUGUUUAUUUGGAAAUGCUUCUCUUUUGAAUGCAGUAAAAAGGGGAAAAGAGACUUCUCUUAUUACAGCUAAUUCUAAGAUGUUUUUCCAUUGAACUGCAUGCUACUUUAAAGUGUUUAAAAUCCACUUUGAGGUUGUUUUUUACUUUUAUGAGAAUCAGAUGACUUUUAUGACUUUUAGAUUUUCUUUGUUAUACAUUUAGAUUUGAUUAUUUCUUCGCAUAGGUGUUCAAAAGUUACCCAGAUAUUUUUUUACCAGAAUAUCAUGAUUUCUUGCAGUCAUGGGUGUUGAAAGUUGCAUGGAUGAUUUUAAUCCACAUUUAUGCAUCUACUGAUUUGUGCAAUUCUGUUGGCUGAUACACACUUUUUGAGAAAAUUACAAAUCUGAAAUGGUAGAUUAUUUUUUAUAAUUUAGAUAUAGAUUUCCCUAAACUUAAUACAGAUUGAUAAAACUUUUCCAUUGGGCGUGGCUUGAUGCUGCUAGAUCUAAAUCUGUGUUUCCUCUGGAAUUCAGACAAAGCUCUACUGUGGCAAAUCUGAUUGGUCAGCGUUUGUCCCUAGGAUCUGCUAGCCAAUAGAAAGACUCUACAUGUCUUUUCUUUGCUCUGUGUGCCAAACUAGCAAUAGAGUUCUCAAACUUCUGCUCUAAUUAUUUGCGUAGUAAAAGGAAGAUCCGAAAUGUAAAGAAGUCACCUAUUUUUCAUUUUGAACAUUACCUCCUGAUCUGUGUAUAAAACAUGACUUUUGUGUAGAUUAUCUUUAUACACCUCUUGUCUUUCAGAGUGAAAAUCACAAUCGUUGACAACUAUGAGUAUGAAAACCUAUGAAGGUAUCCAAGAUGAUGAAAAAAACAACAAACCAAAAAACUGAAAAAAGACACAAACAAUGCUGAUUUACCAGCUGAUGUUACUUUGCUAAUGGUUAUAUGACACGAAAAGCUUUGUUUAGAAUAUGUUCACAUUUUAUGGCUAAAAGAGUUAAACGUACACAUGAAAGGCGUAUGCCAAGCAGCGCAUUCCUGACUGAUGAGACAAUGCCGGUUGGUGACGUUGCCUUUGCUUAACCUACUGUAAAAACAUGGCCUGAAGGCUUUAUAUCUCACUGUAAGUUUACCAACAAAGGGUGCUUACAUUUUUUAAAUCAAAAUACAAUAUGAAGAUAUUAAAACUGAUAUAAAACCCAUGAUCAAGCAAACACAGUGGAUCUCAUCGCUCCUCGCACAGACACAUAGAACUAUAAAAAAUAGAAUACUUAAAAUGUCGAAUUGGUGCACUAACAAUCGUUUUUCUCCUGCAGACUUCCCUGCUACCCAAACACACAGCAAGCAUGUGGGUGUCCAACCUUAUUGCUCUUUGCCUUGUGGCCGUGGCCGUCUCCGGUGAAGACAAAAAGCUGAGUAGCCAUGCAACCUCUAUGGCUGACACCAGCGCUAACCUAGCCUUCAGUCUCUACCAAAAUGUCGCCAAAGAGAAGAACCUCGAGAACAUCCUCAUAUCUCCUGUGGUGGUGGCCUCCUCUUUGGGCAUGGUGGCCAUGGGCGGAAAAUCUUCCACCACCUCCCAGGUGAAGGGCCUCCUGAAGGCUGAUUCCCUAAGAGACGACCACUUGCACUCAGGUCUGUCCGAGCUUCUCCAGGAGGUGAGCGACCCGCAGGCCCGCAACGUCACGUGGAGAAUCAACAACAGGCUUUACGGCCCCAGCUCUGUGAGCUUUGCGGAUGACUUUGUGAAGAAUAGCAAGAAUCAUUACAACUACGAACACUUGAAGAUCAACUUCCGCGACAAGAGAAGCGCCAUAAACUCCAUCAACGAAUGGGCCGCCAAGUCGACCGACGGCAAGCUGCCAGAAGUUACCAAAGAUGUGAAAAACACAGACGGGGCUACGAUCGUCAAUGCCAUGUUCUUCAAACCCCACUGGGAUCAGAAGUUUCACCACAAGAUGGUUGACAACCGUGGUUUCCUGGUAACUCGCUCCCACACCAUCUCUGUUCCCAUGAUGCACCGCACAGGUCUGUACGAUUUCCUUGACGAUACAGAGAACAAGCUCUACGUGCUAAACAUGCCUUUGGCACAUAAGAAGUCCAGCAUGAUUUUCAUCAUGCCCUAUCAUCUGGAGCCUUUGGAAAGGCUGGAGAAACUGCUUACCCGCCAACAGGUGGACACCUGGCUCAGCAAGCUUGAGGAGAGAGCCGUCGCCAUCUCUUUGCCAAAAGUUAGCUUGGAAGUCAGCCACGACCUUCAGAAAAAUCUUGGAGAACUUGGUCUUACCGAAGCUGUUGACAAAUCUAAGGCAGAUCUGUCCAACAUUUCUGGCAAGAAGGAUCUUUACCUUGCCAAUGUCUUCCAUGCUUCCUCUUUUGAGUGGGACACAGAGGGAAACCCCUUUGACGCCAGCAUUUACAGCAGUGAGAAGAUCAGGAAUCCCAAGCUCUUUUAUGCUGACCAUCCUUUCAUUUUCCUUGUGAAAGACAACAAGACCAACUCCAUUCUAUUUAUUGGCAGGUUGGUUCGACCCAAGGGUGACAAAAUGAGAGAUGAAUUGUAAUUGCCAAAUCGUUAUAAUUGAAUUUUAUGAUGUUUUGUAAUGAUUAUCGUAUCGUGUGCACAUUCCAGUGAGUAAUCCGUGUAUGAUGAACUGUAGUUCAGAAAGUAAAUUUUUGUGAGAUGAAAAAAUGUUUACAAGCUUGUUUUCACUAUACAUCACCUACAAGUAUGAUGUCAUUUGACAUCAAUCAUGUAGAUUAUUCAGUCAUAUACUAUGCUUAUAUUAAGCGUAGUGCCGUUAACGUUAGGAUGUGGUAUUGUGAAAUGUAUGAGUGCGCUUGUAGAACAUUUCUUUAUGAGCAUGUGACAUCAGUGUUGUGUUAUUUUUGCCUUAUCUUUAAUGUUUAAAGGGAAAAGGCACGUCUGAAGCGUUUCUCAAGCUCAUUUAGUAGAUUUCACUUAUACCUGACAACAAAGAAAUCUGAUGUCCAGCCUGUCUAUCAAACCGUUCAAUAUGUCAAAUUAUGUCAUGUAAGGUUGUUUAAUAAGUGUUUACGAUGUGGAUUUUUUUCGUUACCCUUUUUUUUGUUUAAUGUAUUUUUUCUCCAAUAAAUUCAUUUUUUUUCAAAUGUUUAGGUAUUGGAUUCAAAUAAAGGAGCGUUUCCUCUUACAAAUAAAUAAACACCAUUCAAAUCUCA
Messenger RNA from Triplophysa dalaica, 3265 nucleotides. RefSeq names its product serpin peptidase inhibitor, clade H (heat shock protein 47), member 1b (gene serpinh1b). The transcript is spliced from 4 exons. Gene Ontology annotation, biological process: collagen fibril organization; negative regulation of endopeptidase activity. Gene Ontology annotation, molecular function: serine-type endopeptidase inhibitor activity. Bases 1411 to 2628 code for a protein of 405 amino acids. NCBI's taxonomy places the organism in Eukaryota, Metazoa, Chordata, Actinopteri, Cypriniformes, Nemacheilidae. Gene Ontology annotation, cellular component: endoplasmic reticulum. The record is from RefSeq and is a predicted model, not a curated record.